GCAGAGAGUCUGUGCUACCCAUUGUGAGGAGCAGUGCUGAUCGAGCCCAACAAGUGGAGCAACAGGGAGGAAGGAGCCAACGAGUGGAUGGAUGCCUUUUGCAGACUCAGUGGCCUGGACCCUCUGUGGGACUGGAACCGUACAUGGUACACAGCCAACCCAGACCUAACCCAGUGUUUCCAGAACACAGUGCUGGUGUGGGUCCCCUGUAUCUAUCUGUGGUUGCUGGCCCCUUUCUACUGUCUUCAUCUCUACUGCCAUGACCGCGGACACAUUCAAAUGUCCUGUCUCUGCUCUGCCAAGAUGGUGUUGGGUUUCCUGCUGGCUUCAUUUGGCUUUGUGGAGUUCUUCUACAUCCUGUUGGAGAGGAGCCAGGAUAUCCAACACCACAUGGUCUUUCUGCUCAGCCCUAUUAUUCGCAGCAUGACUGUGAUCCUGGCCAUGUGCAUCAUCCAGUUGGAAAGAAUAAGAGGCUGUCGUUCCUCUAUAUUCCUCUUCCUGUUCUGGGUCUUGGCAGUUGUUUGUGCUCUGGUGCCUCUAAGAGCAAAGAUCCAGCUAGCCAUGGAUGAGGGCAUUGCUUCUGAUAUUGUACGAUACCUCGCCUUCUUCUCCUACUUCACAAUCCAGUUGGCCCAGCUAUUCCUGUGCUGUUUUGCUGACCAGCCUCCAGAGGGAAAAAUCAUCUCAGAAAAGAAUCCCUGUCCUGUGAAAGAUGCCUCUUUCCUGUCAAAGAUCCUCUUCUGGUGGUUCACUGGACUUGUCGUAAAAGGAUAUCGCAACCCACUGGAAGCAGGGGAUCUGUGGACGCUAAGGGAGGAAGACAGAUCACAAAAGAUCAUCUCAGAUCUGGAACAGGACUGGACAGCUGAAUGUGCCAAACUUCAAAAGCAGGAGAAAGCCUUAGCAUCAGGUGUGGCGCUGGGAAGCCGACUGCCAGAGCAGGCUCAGCUCCUCAGGAAGUUGCAAAAGGAGCAAAGCUCUGGCUUCUUCCUCCUCAGAACACUGGCACGCAAAUUCGGCCCGUACUUCCUGACUGGUACUCUGUGUAUCAUAUUCCAUGAUGCAUUCAUGUUCGCCAUCCCUCAGGUGCUAAGUCUUCUGCUGGAUUUCAUGAGAGAUGAAGAUGCACCACUGUGGAAGGGCUAUUUCUACGCCACGCUAAUGUUCCUCCUCUCUUGCCUUCAGUCCCUCUUCAACCAUCAGUACAUGUAUACUUGCUUCACAGUGGGAAUGAGGGUGAAGACAGCUGUCAUGGGCUUGGUUUACAGGAAGUCUUUGGUGAUAAACAGCUCUGCCAGAAGGACUUGCACUGUGGGCGAGAUUGUGAAUCUGGUUUCAGCAGACACUCAGAAGCUCAUGGACUUUGUGGUGUACUUUAAUGCUGUGUGGCUGGCUCCGAUUGAGAUUGCGCUUUGUCUCUUCUUCCUCUGGCAGCAACUUGGCCCGUCAGCUCUGGCAGGAAUUGCCACUGUCAUUCUCAUUUUUCCACUCAAUGGAUUCAUUGCAAAGAAAAGAAGCAAGCUGCAGGAGAUUCAAAUGAAGUUCAUGGAUGGCCGUAUCAGACUGAUGAAUGAGAUCUUGAAUGGGAUAAAAAUCUUGAAGUUUUAUGCCUGGGAGAAGGCCUUCCUGGAGCAGGUUUUGGGCUACAGAGAAAAGGAGCUCAAGGCUCUGAAGAAGUCUCAAAUUCUCUACUCCAUCUCCAUCGCAUCCUUUAACUCCUCUUCUUUCUUGAUUGCUUUCUCCAUGUUUGGAGUCUAUGUGAUGCUUGAUGACAAGAACGUCCUGGAUGCACAGAAGGUCUUUGUCUCCAUGGCGCUAAUCAAUAUCCUGAAGACUCCACUCAGUCAGCUUCCAUUUGCAAUAAGCACAACCCUGCAGGCUGUAGUCUCACUGAAACGUCUGGGGAAGUACCUGUGCUCAGAAGAACUGAAAAUGGAGAAUGUCUCAAAGGCACCACUGAGCUCUGACGGAGAAGAUGUGGUCAUAGAAAACGGCACUUUCAGUUGGUCUGCAGAGGGUCCUCCAUGUCUUAAACGGAUCAGUGUCAGUGUACCUCGAGGAUCCCUUGUUGCUGUGGUAGGACAUGUAGGCAGUGGAAAGUCCUCGUUGUUGUCCGCUAUGCUUGGGGAAACGGAGAAAAGAAGUGGCCAAGUUACUGUCAAGGUACUAAGCUCGCGUUCCAUAACAAGGUCUAUUCAUAGUUUGUGGGCAACUUGUAAUAAAUAUUGAUAUUCUCGCUUGACUGUCUCUUCACAGGGUUCUGUGGCGUAUGUUCCCCAGCAAGCCUGGAUUCAGAAUGCCACAGUCCAAGACAACAUCAUAUUUGGCCGGGAAAAGCUGAAAACAUGGUACCACCGUGUGCUCGAGGCCUGUGCCCUGCUCCCUGACCUGGACAUCCUACCUGCUGGAGAUGCUACAGAGAUUGGAGAGAAGGGACUUAACCUCUCAGGCGGGCAGAAGCAGAGGGUCAGUUUGGCCAGAGCUGUCUACAGAAAGGCUGAUGUAUACUUGCUGGACGAUCCGCUGUCUGCCGUUGAUGCACAUGUGGGUCAACACAUCUUCGACAAAGUCAUUGGACCAAAAGGAGUCCUUAGAGACAAGACCCGCAUCCUGGUGACCCAUGGGAUGAGCUUCCUGCCGCAGGCCGACCUCAUCCUCGUCCUCGUAGAUGGAGAAAUCACAGAGAGCGGCUCUUACCAGGAGCUCCUCAGCCACCACGGCGCAUUUGCAGACUUCAUCCACACCUUUGCAAGCACAGAGAGAAAAGAGAGUGCCAUGCAACGAGCCGGUUCCAGGAGGUCUAAUGCUCGCCUCAGUAUGGUCGACUUCAUGCCAUUCUCCAGAGAUCUCUCACAGGAGCAGCUCAUUGGGGGUGACACCACUAAUACUAACCUGCAGAAUAUGGAGCCUGUUUCUGAAACAGACCAGGAACAAGUACCAGAGGACUUGGGAAAGCUCACUGAAGUUGACAAGGCACGCACUGGAAGAGUGAGGUUGGAUAUGUACAAGAAGUACUUCAAGACAAUCGGUUUGGCCAUCAUCAUUCCCAUCGUCUUCCUGUACGCCUUCCAGCAGGGCGCUUCGUUGGCUUACAACUACUGGCUCAGCAAGUGGGCUGAUGAUCCUGUUGUUAACGGCACCCAAAUUGAUACAGACCUGAAACUGACUGUCUUUGGUGCCCUUGGGUUUGUGCAGGGUGUUGCUAUCUUUGGUACGACUGUUGCCAUCUCUAUCUGCGGGAUCAUCGCCUCUCGCCACUUGCACAUGGACCUCCUGAACAACGUGCUGCACUCUCCGAUGUCUUUUUUUGAGUCCACGCCAAGUGGCAACCUCCUGAACCGCUUUGCUAAGGAGAUUGACGCUAUUGACUGUAUGGUCCCUGAGGGCUUGAAGAUGAUGCUAAGCUACGUCUUCAAGCUCAUGGAGGUCUGCAUCAUCGUGUUGAUGGCGACACCCUUUGCAGCCGUGAUCAUCCUGCCUCUGUCUUUCCUCUAUGCCUUUGUCCAGAGCUUCUACGUUGCCACAUCCUGUCAGCUGCGCAGGCUGGAAGCCGUGAGCCGCUCGCCCAUCUAUACCCAUUUCAAUGAGACGGUGCAAGGCGCCAGCGUCAUCCGAGCCUUCGGAGAGCAGUCCAGGUUCAUUCUGCAGGCUAAUGAGAGGGUUGACUUCAAUCAGACCUCCUACUUCCCUCGAUUUGUGGCCACCCGGUGGCUGGCGGUCAAUCUGGAGUUUGUUGGUAAUGGUGUGGUCUUAGCUGCUGCCAUUCUGUCUGUGAUGGGGAAAAGCACCUUGAGCCCAGGCAUUGUUGGUCUGGCUGUGUCACAUUCCCUCCAGGUGACUGGAAUCCUAAGCUGGAUUGUGCGAUCUUGGACUGAUGUGGAAAACAACAUUGUUUCCGUUGAGAGAGUGAACGAGUACGCUGACACUCCUAAAGAGGCCAGUUGGAGUAUAGAGAGCAGCUCACUACCCCAGGCCUGGCCCCAGAACGGUACUAUAGAGUUCCAGGACUACGGACUGCAGUACCGUAAAGGCCUUGAGUUGGCUCUGAAAGGAAUUACUUUGCAUAUUCAUGAGCGAGAGAAGGUCGGAAUUGUGGGUAGAACUGGAGCAGGAAAAUCCUCACUUGCCCUGGGAAUCUUUAGGAUCUUAGAGGCAGCAAAGGGAAAGAUCUUUAUCGAUGGAGUCGACAUUGCUGACAUUGGACUCCAUGACCUCAGAUCGCGCAUUACUAUCAUUCCUCAGGAUCCUGUGCUGUUCUCAGGCUCCCUCCGGAUGAACCUUGACCCUUUUGAUACCUACACAGACGAGGAGGUGUGGAGUUCACUGGAACUUGCUCACCUCAAAAACUUUAUAUCUAAUCUGCCUGACAAACUUAACCAUGAAUGCACAGAGGGAGGAGAAAACCUCAGUCUGGGUCAGCGUCAGCUCGUAUGCUUAGCCAGAGCCUUGUUGCGGAAAACCAAAAUCCUGGUUUUGGAUGAGGCAACAGCUGCUGUGGAUCUGGAGACCGACACACUCAUCCAGUCAACAAUCCGCACACAGUUUGAGGACUGCACUGUGCUGACCAUUGCUCACCGCCUUAACACAAUCAUGGACUACACCAGAGUUAUCGUCAUGGACAGAGGCCACAUUUCUGAGAUGGACUCUCCAGCCAACCUCAUCUCACAGAGGGGGCAGUUCUAUCGAAUGUGUCGGGAAGCCGGACUGGUCUAGGUCUCCGUUGGGCUUUGGCCAUAGAACUGAUGACCUGGUGUACAGAUGUGGCACCUUAUGCUUAUGGCUCUCCAACACACAUUAAUCUGGGCCAUUCCAAGCUUUGUGGCAGCUCCAAAGACCUCUCCGUGAGGGCAUUGUCGAUGAAUCUCAAAAGCAUUUGUUGGUUUUUAACAGACAGACACACUGUCCCAAGUCAGGAAAAGACAUUGUUAACCUCAGAGGAUGAAAACUAUACAGGAAUGCUAUACUGGAUAUUUGAGUCUCGCUACAAAUGUUGUAUUUCGAUUAAUGGAGUCAGUUUAUUCCAUAAAAAGGAUUAAGCCAAAGGCUGGAAUGAAAGGGUAACACAAAUCUUAAGGAUUUUCAUUCUCUUUAAGAAUGGAAGCUAUAUUAUUUUUGUAGUUUUAUAAGUGUGUUUUUUUUUAUGUUUUCUCAGGCUUAAAUAUGGAUGUUUACUCACUCUUUUUUUUAGCCUUGUAUAGAAAGAAGAGGCAAUUUUAUAAUUUUAAAAUGAUAGAAGUCUUAUUUUGUCUUCUUGUCUCAGAAAGUGGGUCAGGAAAUUCUCUGACACACUAACCUUCAAAAGGUUCAAAUGAGGAGGGCAAAUGAGGUUUGUACUGCAUUCAAAAUCUGAGCUUGGGGCAGCCAAUUUGGAGUUUUUAUAUGUAA
Molecule: messenger RNA, 5385 nt
Organism: Neolamprologus brichardi
Lineage: Eukaryota; Metazoa; Chordata; Actinopteri; Cichliformes; Cichlidae
Source: RefSeq, a predicted model, not a curated record